UUUAUUACUUUUACCUGUGAUAAUUGACUUAAUCGCAAAGUUAUUUUUGAAUGUUCAAGAUGAUCUAUUUUAAAUAAUUUUUGCAAUGAAAAAAUACUUUGCACUAUAGUAUUAAUAGUAAAAUAAUAUAAUUUGUUAGCAAAUAGUGAAAUUGAAAGAACGAUGAGUGUUAAUAACGCUUUAUUAUUUGCCUGUUCCCGGUGUUUUUCAAGACAUCCAUUUGAAGAAUUAUCAUCAGUUCAGCAGCUUUGUAAGGAGUGUCGAGGAUCUUUUCCUGUUGUGAAAUGCACGUAUUGCAGAUCAGAAUUUCAACAAACGAAUAAAGAUAGUACAUCUACAAUUUGUAAGAAAUGUGAGCAGAAUGUUAAAGCUUAUGGAAAACCAACAGCCUGCGAAUAUUGUAAUAUAAUCGCAGCUUUUAUUGGGUCCAAAUGUCAACGAUGCACUAAUAGUGAAAUCAAAUAUGGCCCUGCAGUCACUUGCGAUCAAUGUAAACAGCGUUGCGCUUUUGACCGGAAUGAUGACAAUAAGAAAGUUGAUGGAAAGUUAUUAUGCUGGUUAUGCACUCUAUCAUACAAACGAGCAUUAGCUAAAACUAGAUUAUCUGAAUCUGAACGGCGGCGUGCUAAACAAAGAGUAGCAAAGAUGUCAAAGGAGCAUGCUAAACCGCGAGGGCAUAACAAGCGUCCAAAUAGAGUUGAUGUAACAAAAAUAGUGGAACCUGAGACUCCACCUCCCAAAGUUGUCAGGACAAACACUGGCGAUGUGGAUCCGAACUCAUCCGAUCAUGUUGUUGCAAUGACUCAAUUAAAAGAAACAAUAGCAAGUCUUAAUAAAAAAAUCAUUCAGAAGGACGCUCUUAUAUUAGCCAAAGAAAAACAAAUAACUGAAUUAAAAGCUCAUCACUUUACAAUGGAACAAGAAUUUAGAAAUAAAAUGAAGGAUUCAGAAAGAAGAUUUAAUGACAAAUGUCUGAUGAUGGAUACCAAAAUCCAAAGUCUCUUAAAAGAAGUUGCAACGUUGUCAAAAUCUGCAAAGCGUACAAAAGAUGUAGCAUGUAGUGGCAAUAGUGGCAGUGGUACUGAUAGCCCAAGUAAUACUUAAAAUGAUGCUGUUGGACAUCAUUAUAAAGUUGAAGACCGCCAUUUUAUUGGACGCAGUAUAAACAAGAUAUUAUAUGAAUGUUUUGUUAUAUAGUUAUGUUUUCUACAAUAUACGUAUUAAUUUCGUAUAAUAGAAAAUAUAAUAUUUAUUGACAUUUGAUAUUAUUGUAGUAAAAAUCACCAUACGUAUUUUUUUAU
Messenger RNA from Ctenocephalides felis (cat flea), 1301 nucleotides. Its product is annotated as protein FAM76A. NCBI's taxonomy places the organism in Eukaryota, Metazoa, Arthropoda, Insecta, Siphonaptera, Pulicidae. Bases 163 to 1104 code for a protein of 313 amino acids. The transcript is spliced from 6 exons. The record is from RefSeq and is a predicted model, not a curated record.